AUGGCGGCGGUACCGAGGGUUCAAACAUGGCGGCCGCGGCGUCCUGGUCGUUUCCAUGGCAACGGGGGAUCGAGCGGGCUCGUGGCUGCUCGGAGUGACCCCGAAAUGUCGCCAGGGGUGUCGCCAAUGCUGCUGGGGCCGCGGGAGCGUCACGGGCUCCGCCCCACGUCCGGUGUCCAUCCGUGUCCGGUGUCCGUCCAUUCCGGCCUCGGGACGCUUCUGUGGGAGCCUCGUGAUGGCCCCGGGACCCCGGGCGGGGAGGGCACCAGUGCACCCAGUAUGGACCAGUUAACCCAGUAUGGGCCAGGUAACCCAGACGCCCCGCAGGUCGCCCCCAUCUACCCCGACUGUAACCUGCCGGUGAUGGGGCAGCCCCCCACCCUCCACCCGCCCGUCCCCUUCAUCGCCACCAUUCCGGGGGGGCUGGUCCCCAAAAAAACCGUCGUCAUCAAGGGCUUCGUCCCCCACCACGCCAACAGGUUCCACAUCAACCUGCGAGCGGGCCCGGGGGGGGACGUGGUGCUGCACCUGAACCCGAGGAUGGACGAGGGCGACGCCGUGGUCCGGAACUCCCUGCUGGGGGGCAGCUGGGGCCACGAGGAGAGGGACAUCUCCUGCUGCAGCCCCUUCCAGCGCGGCCGCUACUUCGACCUGUCGAUCCGCUGCGGGAACCAUCGCUUCAAGGUGUUCGCCGAGGGGCAGCCGCUCUUCGAUUUCCACCACCGGGUGCCAGCCGGGCCCCACGUGGACGUGCUGGAGAUCGAGGGCGAUGUGGUCCUGUCCUAUGUGCACUUCUGACCCACAAAGUGUCCUGUCGCUGCCCCAUAAGUGCCCUGGAACAGCCCCGUAACUGCCCCGUAACUGCCCCAUAACUGCCCCCCUCAACUGUCCUCUUCCAACACUGACCUUAAUAAAGCUGUU
Messenger RNA from Motacilla alba alba, 921 nucleotides. RefSeq names its product galectin 4 (gene LGALS4). Gene Ontology annotation, molecular function: carbohydrate binding. The coding region runs from base 1 to 798 and encodes 265 amino acids. The transcript has 7 exons. The record is from RefSeq and is a predicted model, not a curated record. Lineage: Eukaryota; Metazoa; Chordata; Aves; Passeriformes; Motacillidae.